UGAUACGGGUACGGCAGAGUUUAUUAAGUAUGAAGGGUAUGACGUAGCAUUCUCAUCAAUUCGAACAUAGUUUUUUGCUGGCAACGAAAUGCUGCCUCACCAUCGCGGCGGUCGCGGCAAAAGCGGCUUAGGUGGAGGAAUCCCUCGGUCCACGUGGAUCAAGUAUGGCGCCAUUGGCAUCUUUUCUCUUCUAUGCAUCAAGUUUCUCUUCUUUGUUGACCCAUUGUCGGUCGAAGACCUGCUGCCGUUCCAAAACAAGACCAUGUACCAAUUCACCACGAAAUUCGGUACCCCUCGCGUCCCUUUCGUCGCAUGAGACUCGUCAUAGGGCAAUUCACUGUGGAGUUGUUCCCCAAGCACGCCCCAUUGACUGUGGAGCACUUUGAACAGUUGAUCUCGUCGGGGUAUUACAAGGAGAACGCUGGCAUCUACCGCGCCGAGCCGGGCUUUGUUGUCCAAGGCGGCGGGUUCGUCCACGACAAGCUGUCGCCUCUCGGAAACGUCCAGGUUGAAUACAGUUUGCCGAGCGAGGAGCGGAUGGUGGUGUUGGCGCGCAACAAGGACCCGCUGUCCGGCAACACGGAGUUCUCGAUCAUGCUUGCGGACAACUCUGCGAUCAACGCGCCGCAAGGGACGUCUCCUGGCUAUACCGCGUUUGGCCGGGUGUACUCUGGGUAUCCCACGGUCGUCGCCAUCGCCAACGACAUGGCCGAGGGGUACCUCGCCAAGAAAAACAAAGAUCAGGUUGUGACGUUCAACUCGAUCGACACGGUGUCGCAGUUGGCGCCCACGACCGCCGACCUCCGCGCCGUCUCGGACGCCAUCCACGACGCCGCCGCCACCCGUUUCAGCGUCGUUAUGUUCAGCAAGACAUCGUGUCCGUACUGCAAGGAAGCCAAGCGCACGUUAAAGGACAUCGGGGCUGAAGUGCAUGUGGUGGAGCUAGACUUGUUGCCGCCGGGCACAGCGUCGCAGUUUCAAGACACGCUGGACGCGUACACUGGUCGCCGGACGGUGCCCAACAUUCUGCUUAAUGGCAAGUCCAUUGGCGGCGGGGACGAAGUAGAAGCGCUGCAUGACGCGGGGAAGCUCGUGCCGCUGGUGCAGGCGACGGGCGCGAUGGUCAAGCAAAAAGUCAUCUUGGAGUCGAUUCGAAACCACCCCGUGGUCGUGUUCACCAAGUCGUACGAUCCGUACUCGAAGGAAGUGCUGGCCGUACUCGGCAUUGUCGGCGCUUCCCCCGUCGUGAUUGAGCUCGACACGCACCCGAACGGCGACGCCAUCUUGUUCUACUUGAUCCAGAUCACGGGCAGGAAGACCACGCCCAAUGUAUUUGUGGGCGGCAAGACCAUCGGCGGCAGCGACGACACCAAGCAGUUGCACGCGACGGGCGAACUCACGCUGCUCCUGCAGAGAGCGGGGGCCUUGUAAAGUUGAGAUGCGAACACAUACUUACAUAUAUGUGAUACAUAUAAACUGUACACUUGGUAUACG
Molecule: messenger RNA, 1494 nt
Organism: Aphanomyces astaci
Lineage: Eukaryota; Oomycota; Saprolegniomycetes; Saprolegniales; Verrucalvaceae
Product: glutaredoxin, variant
Exons: 4
Coding region: 313-1431 (372 amino acids)
Biological process (GO): cellular response to oxidative stress; protein peptidyl-prolyl isomerization
Cellular component (GO): cytoplasm
Molecular function (GO): glutathione disulfide oxidoreductase activity; peptidyl-prolyl cis-trans isomerase activity
Source: RefSeq, a predicted model, not a curated record